Molecule: messenger RNA, 6087 nt
Organism: Diachasma alloeum
Lineage: Eukaryota; Metazoa; Arthropoda; Insecta; Hymenoptera; Braconidae
Product: bromodomain-containing protein 2
Exons: 19
Coding region: 789-5252 (1487 amino acids)
Biological process (GO): regulation of DNA-templated transcription; chromatin remodeling
Cellular component (GO): chromatin; nucleus
Source: RefSeq, a predicted model, not a curated record
CGCCCUGAACCCAAGAAACACUGGAACAGAAUCUCGUAGCCAUUGUUGGAUACCCGAAGCGAUCGUUACCUUCUCGCUCGGACGGUGUGAAAAAUACUCAUCGAAAAAAAAACGAUCCCCCCGAGUGGAAAAAAUCCCGUUCCCCACACCGAUUCCCCGAGAAAAUCCGUCGAAACCCUUUCCAAUAAUGAAGAACAAGUGUCCCCUGAAUUCGUUAAAACCCCGCGCGUCGUGUUAAGUUGAACUGAACGUUACCACGGCGUUUAUCGAGUGAGACAGACGCAUUCGUAAAAGUGAGUGGUAGUGACAAACGGUGGGAGAAACAACUUCGGGGUCGGCCAUAAUACCCAAACGGACCAACCAAACUCAUCAAGGGAGAAAGCGCUUGUGGAAUUAUCGGCGUUAAGGCGUUAGUGCGUGUGUGUGUCCAACAAUAGCCAGUGAAUUUGUGAAAUUUUUUAUUGAUAAAUACUGUGUGCACGACUGAUUUUUGGAGUUUUUAAUGGGAUUUUUAAGCAGAUGUUUCUAUCUCGAAUUGCGGGUGGAGUACUGGGGUUAACCGUUGGUUUCCAGGGCUGACAUAUCAAGUAACUACCUUCUGGUAGGCUAUUACUUGCUGUUAUGCCUCAACGUGAUCGUCAAGAAUUGGUAGAAGUGUCUUCGUAAAGGAAUUUUCAUGUACAACAAUGAUCAAUUGUAUCAUUGUCACCUCAAUUGUUGAUGAAGCCUCGUAGCAUUGAGCAUCAACGUAAGGCAGUUAACUGCUACAUUGCAUUUAUGUACCAUUUAUGUCGGAAAGAAACGAAGCAACCAUGCAGCAGCAGGUGGACACCAAUUCGCAGAACAACUCCUUAGACGUGGAGGAGCGCGAAAGGCUGUGUAAUAUACCGAAGACAAGCGCCCCUGGCACAACGACAGGAGCAAAAUUUGUACCUGCGAAGACUCCACCGCCCCGCGAUGAGCCGACAGUCGAGCCGGUCAAUGGCAUUGUCCAGCCACCUGUGGUACCACCACCCACGAGGCCAGGAAGAGUGACAAAUCAACUUCAGUUCCUCCAGAAAGCUGUCCUAAAACCAGUAUGGAAGCACCAGUUUGCCUGGCCCUUUCAGCAGCCGGUGGACGCGAAAAAACUCAAUCUACCGGAUUAUCACAAGAUAAUAAAGCAACCGAUGGAUCUGGGAACGAUAAAGAAACGCCUGGAGAAUACGUACUACUGGUCAGCGCGAGAGGCUAUCCAGGACUUCAAUACAAUGUUCAGAAAUUGUUAUGUUUACAACAAACCGGGGGAGGAUGUUGUUGUUAUGGCACAAGCACUCGAGAAACUGUUUCUAACGAAGGUAGCACAAAUGCCCCGAGAGGAGAUGGAGCUAGAGGCACCAGUGACAAAAGGUCCAAAAGGGAAGAAAGUGGGUCGUGUGGCGCCCCUGCCAGGCCCCCCAGCGCCGGGAGCAGUGCCAGGUCCAGUGGCAGGUGUUGGUAGAGGUCGUCCAUCGUCAGGUGCAGCGACAGUAUCCUCAAGUGUGCCCAACAGUCUCCCACCAACGGCCACAACAACAGGCACAACUGGCGCUGUACCAAUGCCCCCAAUUGGCACCCAAGCACCACCAACUGUUCCUGGUAGCACCAAUACCACGACAAUAGCUCCACCACUGACUAUAAGUGUUAUACCAAUGGCAACACACAACUCUUUACCCCAACAAGUUGUACCACCAGCCACUGGUUAUCAUGCACAACCGGCCAUUGAACCACCAACACCACCAGUACAACCGACACCUCAGGUAGCAGCAGCACCCACUGUUCUGCCACCAUCUCAACCAGCUAAACUCAAAAAAGGGGUUAAGAGAAAGGCGGAUACAACUACACCCACUGCUAAUUCGUUUGAACCUAUGUAUCCACCGAUGGACUCGAAAAUUGCUAAAAUACCAACGAGGAGGGAGUCUGGGAGACAGAUCAAGAAGCCAUCGAGGCAAGCGGAAGACGGCCUUGUGCCAUUCCAUCAGGCCAACAUGCCCCUCAUGGGAGCAAUGGCCCAACAGCCUCAACACGCGAGUGGAAAGUCGAAGGAGAAGCUCUCGGAGGCACUGAAGUCCUGCAACGAAAUCCUCAAGGAGCUUUUUUCAAAGAAGCACUCGGGCUAUGCGUGGCCAUUUUACAAGCCAGUUGACGCCGAGCUACUAGGUCUCCACGAUUACCAUGACAUCAUAAAGAAACCGAUGGACUUGGGCAGUGUGAAGACGAAAAUGGACAGCAGAGAGUACAAAACAGCUCAAGAAUUUGCUGGCGAUGUCAGACUCAUCUUCACAAAUUGUUACAAGUACAAUCCACCUGAUCACGAUGUCGUGGCGAUGGCCAAGAAGCUCCAGGAUGUUUUCGAGAUGAGAUUUGCCAAGGUCCCUGACGAGCCCAUGGGCAGGAUGAUGGCGAUGAAGGGUAGCAGCAGUAGUGGCAGCAGUUCAGGGUCUGAUUCGUCGUCAGAGACUGAUGAUUCUGAGGCUGAGAGAAGAGAGAGGCUAGUUGCACUUCAGAAAGAGCUUAAAGCAAUAUCCGGACAGAUAGAGAAGCUCGUAGAAGAGUCAGACCGUAAGAAGGGUAAGAAAAAGAAGCCAGAGAAGACGAAACCAAAAUCCCUGAAUCGUGCCCCAAGCAUGGGUAGUCACAGUGGUGCCAUGGAAAAAUUGAUGAAGCCCAAUGUUGGAAUGGCAAACGUAACAGACAGUGUCAAUGCCAGUAUAGCAAGUGUUGCAAUGGGUGGUGGUGAUCUUAAACUACCAUCAGGUAUGGCUGUUAAUGUAGGUAUGGUUGUGCCUGAUCAUCAUCAAGGAAUGUCAGCAGGUGGUGGUAAGGCACAUGCAACAGCAGCAGCAAGUGCCAAGCAGACUAAAACAAAGAGCAGAGGUCCAGGUAAGGCAGCUGCCCAGAAUGCAACUCAGAAGAGACCAAAAACAAAUAGCAGAUCGGCUGGUACAAAGAAGAAAAAUGCAACAAGUCAACCACCACCAAUAGCUUUUGACUCUGAGGACGAGGACAAUGCUAAGCCAAUGUCUUACGAUGAGAAGAGACAGCUGUCACUGGAUAUUAAUAAAUUGCCUGGCGACAAGUUGGGGAGGGUUGUGCAUAUUAUUCAGUCGAGGGAGCCAUCGCUCAGGGACUCGAAUCCUGAUGAAAUCGAGAUUGACUUUGAGACGCUCAAGCCGUCGACGCUGAGGGAGUUGGAGAGCUAUGUGGCUUCCUGCUUGAGGAAGAAAAUUCAUAAGAAGUUGAGUGGAAAGAGCAAGGAUGAGCAGAUGGCUGAGAAGAAGCAGGAGCUUGAGAAGAGGCUGCAGGAUGUCACUGGACAACUGGGGAAUGUUAAGAAGGCACCUAAGAAAGAGGACAGCAGUAAAUCAGUGGACGUGGUUGGUCCAGGUGGUGCGAGUGGUCCAUCCCGGCUUUCAGCAUCAAGCAGUAGCAGCAGUGACAGUGAUUCCAGCAGUAGUUCACUAUCAUCGAGCUCCAGCGAUUCGAGCGACAGUGAAGCAGGUAAUUCAACAAAUCGUCCACCUCGAAAGAAAGCGAAGAAGACUGCUGGCAGCGGGAAUCUCACACUACCGGCAAAUCACACGGGAAAUCUAUUGUUGAACAAUCAGACGACCGGAAAUAUAACUGGACUUGUGGUGAAGCCAGUUCUGCCGCCAUCCAAUCAACUGUCAUCGGAUCAAGGAGGUAAUCAAGCAGCAAUAGGUGUGGCAGCAGUGACAGCAGCCCAGGUGAUGCCAGUGGCGAGUCAUGCGUCGAUGCCAGCUCAGCCACAGAGACAAACAGCUCUAGCUACGCCAGCACCAGCUAAAAAACCAACACCUCCACCACCGGCCACGUCCAAUCCACCCACCCCAUCGGUCACUGUGCCGACGCCACCGCCGUCAGUGACACCAACAAGUAUCAACACAUCGGUUCCCUCUCCCGUUGUCACGCAUACGCCCCAGGCACCUGCCAGUGCCUUCCCAGCUGUGACUGCACCCUCGGACGGCGGAGGCAUCAGUCAGCCGGAUAUACUGUCGCCUUACAAUUCAUUAGCAUCAAUACCAACGACUCAGUCAUCAGUGGACGCCCAAAAUAGCGUGAAGAAGGACAGCCACAUGUCGAUGGUGCCGAGUAUGCACCCCCUGACCCCCAACAACACGAGCUUGAACAUUCUCCAGGACAUGAAGAACUCAGUGAACAUGAUGCCAACGUCCUUGCCCUCGAACCUCAAUCUGGCUGGCCUGAACAUGUCCAAUCUUGGGCUGAAUCUCCAGCAGGGAAUCGGCCAAAACCCAAUGUCCCUGCACAAUCAGCUCGAGAGUAUGAUGAAUACACCGAGCAUUCAGAACUCCCACAGCAUGAUGGGAACGUCCCAGCAGCACUCGAAUGGCUUCAAGAGGGACACAUCCCCCCAAAAUUUGCUGAACAACAAUGGCAUCCCUGGGAUCAACAUGGGCAUGGGCAUGGGACCCAUCAGCUCCAUAUUCGAUCCACCCAUGGUUACUAUGCCCAUGAUUCCUCAACUUCCGGCUAAGAAAGAGGAUAAACCGAUCAUUUCGCAGGCGCAAAUGGCACAUAAACCCAUGGAUGCGGGAGCUUUCUUUGCAGAGAUGAAUGCCCUGGGAAUGCCCCCGAUCAGCAAUCAUGGGGGUGGACAGAUGGCCCCUGAGAAGAAGAUGACGCCUCCGGACUCCAAGAACACAGCUGGUAACUUUGCUGCUGCGUUCAAGAACAAGACGGUGGAGCAAAACGUGAAGAACGCCUCGUCGUGGUCCUCCCUGGCGCAGGCCUCGAGCCCUCAAUCGACCGCUGGUAGCAGCAUGAAGACAGCGGCGAGGGACUCCUUCCAAGCGUUCAAGAAGCAGGCGAAGGAGAAGCAAGAGCGCCAGCGAGCCCUGGUGGAGCAGCAGGAGAUGAGGCGACAGCAGAAGGAGCAGGCGGAGAGGGAGCGCCUCAGGCAGGAGAACGAGAGGAGGCAGCGGGAGGAGGAGGACGCCCUCGAGAAGGUCAUGAAGACAGUGACUGAGCAAGGGUCCACCAUCCCAGCUACUACAAGGGCUGAGGAAAUCAAGGUCUCCACUGAGACUGACAGCAGCAGUCCGAGCCAAACGUCAGGGUCUGAUAAGGCUGCUGCCGAGAGAGAGAGGCAGAGGCAACGGGAGCAGGAACGUCGACGUCGAGAGGCGAUGGCGAACAAAAUCGACAUGAACAUGCAAAGUGACUUGAUGGCAGCAUUCGAGGAAACGUUAUAAUAUUCCUCACCCCCAAGGACCAUCUCCAAGGACACUGUCUCGUGCCCUCGCAGCCCCCUCAAGCCCCUCGACCCCCUCAGACUUCGCAACACCAGAAAAAAGCCCAGAAAUUACAUUUGCUGCUGUGUUUUGUGCUCCAAUGGACAAUUCUGGGUGGUGCCCACCCAGUAUGCCCCAAAAAUAAAAAAUAAAAAUGGGGCAAAGACAAUUCUAAACGUGAAGAGUUCUGAAUGAAAGGGGAGAAACGUAAAUAAAUCAUUAAAAACGAUAAAAUGAUCCUAAAAAUGGUGUGUUUGUGUUGUCGACGGACACACGAGUGUGACCCAAUGUAAUUAGUAAAAGAAAUACUUACAAAACGCUACUCUGAUAAUUAAUUGAUUAAAAAAAAAAUUAUAAAAAAUAACGAAACACGAGAAGACGUGGGACAAACGUCUUGGAAACCGAAAUAAUUGUGUUAAGUUUAUCGGUUUUGCUAAGUUUGUACUUUAUGUAAAUUUCGACAGGAAAAAAAUCAUUAAAAAAAUGCAUUAAAAAAAUCAUAAAAUAUAAUGAGACGAGUGAUAUGUGAGAUAGACGAUGAGAGUGUGUGGUGGAAUGGCAGGAAAAAAAUGAGAAAAAAAAUUAAUUCAUUAAUUAGUAAUAAAGGAGAGAACUUAAAGUGUAAUGAUGAUAAGUAUGACGUUGUGUACAUUUAGUUAAGUUUUAUAUUUUUCCACAAUUCAGUCAUUAAUCGUUGGUAGGAGUUUAGUGAAGGUUUGAUGAUUUUCGUUCCUCUGACGAUGAUUAUUCAAUUAUUGGGGAUUAUUAGUUGUCAUUAUUAGGGUUUGAGUGCUAU